This is a messenger RNA of Oryzias melastigma (Indian medaka), 4630 nucleotides long. RefSeq names its product ring finger protein 24 (gene rnf24). Lineage: Eukaryota; Metazoa; Chordata; Actinopteri; Beloniformes; Adrianichthyidae. Gene Ontology annotation, cellular component: endomembrane system. The transcript is spliced from 6 exons. The record is from RefSeq and is a predicted model, not a curated record. Gene Ontology annotation, molecular function: ubiquitin protein ligase activity; zinc ion binding. Bases 948 to 1397 code for a protein of 149 amino acids.
GCAUGAACUACCCAUUUUGACGUGGUGACUUGCAUUUUAAGAGAGUGACUCCCUUCUGCACUGAAACGAUUGAGAAAAACUAGUGUGGCUUACAUGUGUUCUUUCCAAAUUCACAUUUUAUAGUCAUCUUUAGGUACAUAAAAAUGUAAUCCGUCUUUUUUUUUUUUUUUUUACUAAAUUCCAAGAAAAAAAUGCACCUGGAUGGAUGAAUAGCUUUGUAACUUGAAAAAAAUACAAAUUUUUAAAGUUUUCAUUAUUAGAUGUAUUUAAAUUAUUUUUUCAGAAUGUGGAUGAAUAGAUUUAGUUUUAGAAGUUUUAUGGCGUGUUUGGAUCCUUAAACACGCACGUGCCUCACAGAACCUGCAUGUAUGAGCUCUUCCUGUCCCGCGCGCUGCAUCUCUCUUCCUCCCUGGAAGUCGCCCGUGGACGGGGAGGGCACUGCUCUCCUCCUUCACCUCCUCCUCCUCCCGAGAGCUGCCUCUGAGGAGGUGGGGUCUAUUUACAGUGGUAGUGGGCGAGUAAACGUGUACGUGCGAAACGUGUCCACUGCCAAGGACGACUGCCGUUCCCCAACGACGUACAUUUUUGGGAAAAGCGCGAACUCUUUCCUCAUAAAAAGCCACCCCCCCUGCUGCGGGCUUAUCCACCCACCACCUCUAUUUCUAUCAGCGUUUCCGCUCCGCACAUCUAGUGAUAAUAAAAGUCUGCUCGAUCCGCCGCCCACCGUCAACAUCGCAGACAGGCGGAGCCGGGGCUCUGUGAUGAGGAGGUCGCUCUGCUGCAGGGAUUUGCGUAACAUUGCCAUAAGAGGGUUCGAGUCGAGAGAAGCGCUUUCAGAAUCGCUCUUCGGUUAGUCCGUUCACCACUGAGGCUGUGCGAGGAAACAAACCCCCAUUAGAGAAGAAUAAGACGGAUAGAGGGGCGGACUGGGAGAGUGCUGAAUAUCCAUGAGCUCCGAUUUUCCACACUACAGUUUCAGGAUGCCAAAUAUAGGGUUCCAAAACCUUCCCCUUAAUAUCUACAUCGUGGUGUUUGGGACAGCCAUCUUCGUCUUCAUCCUCAGCCUCCUCUUCUGCUGCUACCUAAUAAGGUUACGGCACCAGGCGCACAAAGAGCUAUAUGCAUACAAACAAGUCAUCCAGAAAGAAAAGGUGAAAGAGCUAAAUUUGCAUGAGAUAUGUGCAGUAUGCUUGGAGGAGUUCAAACAAAAAGAUGAGCUGGGGAUUUGCCCGUGCAAACAUGCCUUUCAUAGGAAGUGCCUCAUCAAGUGGCUGGAGGUUAGGAAAGUGUGCCCGCUGUGCAACAUGCCCGUCCUCCAACUGGCCCAGCAGGCCGGCAGCACGGAGCCCCCCGCUCCUGUCCCGCAGCCUUUGCCCGGAGUGGAGAACCUGGUGUAGCAGAACUGAAACGGUACAUGAACAUCCAUCACACGCCCUCACACCCGUGAGGGUGCGGACAGAAGAAGUCGCUUCACACAAAUGUACAAAAACAAACAGUGCUUCUGCAGCCUUCAUCUUCAUCAUCCUCACCGCCCGUCUUUGCAUUCAGUCACGAGAGGAUUUUCUUCACAGCAGCUCCGGUCGACAAUGAACUGUUUCUCUCAAAGUGGACAAUGAGGACAAAGCUGAUGCCGAGGAGCUUUCAUUUGUGUUUUUGUCACAACCAAAGCACUUUUCUGGGGACACCAGCGAAAGGAGGAAGAAAACACAGAAGCCAAGAACUUUAAUACACUAAAAUAUCUAUUUUCUUUUUGUUUUUUUAACAAGCACUUUAUCAAACCUUAAUUGCUUGUGGAUCUUAGUCCCAAGGUAAUGUUAUAUAUUUUAUUCAUAACUUUUUUUGUGUAAAUAACAAAUCCUAGUGUUUUUGGUUUGAAUUGAUGACUUAUAAACUAAUAUCUCAAAGGGACAGGAGGAACUCUGCUGGAGAAGGGUUUGCACACAAACAUGAAGUUACAUUCAAAACAGCCAACAAACGUUUUGACUGACUUAAUGUGAAUAUUUGGAGAAACGAUGGUAACACAAAGACAUGGACAGCUAAGCUCUGCCACUCCAGGAGUUCCUUAAGACUAAAACAAAAAAAUCAAAGUUUCUGCUGCCAAUAAUAAUAAACAGGUAUCUGUGAGUGCAGCUGAACGCUCUGAGUUUAAUAGAAACUUCCAAGUGAUGCACAUUUGCAGAUGAUGCAUUGAUGUGCUGCUGCAUCGUUUGAAUGGUUGAAGGUUACAGUGACUGGCUUUAAAGCUCAGAAACUACCAUUUUUUAGAGAAACUCUGAAAGUACCAUCACAUAUCUCUCAGCAAAGCUGAACAAACUCCUUCUCUACAACUGCACACUUUUUUGCUUCCAUUUAAUUUUUUUUUUUUAUUGGUACUGUUGUAUCAGGAGAACAAGUUUAUGGUUCGGCACCUGCACCACAUCCACUGCCUUCAGCAGAACCACUAGCCCAGCUUUUGGUUGUCAGCGACACUGCCAGAGUCGGGUGGUCAGCAGGUUGCAGUGGAACAGCAGUUUCAUUCAUGCAGGCUCGCAGAUGGGACAGUUUAGCCUUUGGGCUGCAGCGUUCUGGUGCUUUCGUCUCUGCCUCUUUCUGUGCGGUACAGGGUGCUUUUGUUUAGUGCUACACUGACUCUGAGCUCUGCUUUUGUUUGGGCGCUUUAAGGAAAAUUGGCGGUUUCGAAAAGCUUUUUCUGCACAGACUCUUGAGUGACAUCGGAGGGGAAACAGUCGUCUGUAGCCGUACGGUACCAAGAUGUGGCAAUGAAGGAUUUUUUUUUUUCUUUUUAUGAGAAUGAAUGUUUGUGGUGACAUCCCAGUUUUUCAAGAGAUUUUCACUACUGACCAUUAAAAAUAGAUUAAAUUAUUCUGAUCAACCAAGUAUUAUUAGGUCAUACCAACAUAAGUUUACAGUUAUAAAUUUAAACGUCAUCCUCAUGCUGGAAGAGUUUAGGAUGAAUUCUCCUCACACAGUAAAAGGUUUUCUCAAAAUUAUGGAAUUCAGGAUUAAUGCAUCAGAUGGCAUUAACUACAAAUAUUUAAAGGUUUUUUUUUCUGUGCUUUAAAAAGUUUGUGAUGGAAGAAAUACUAAGAAAAAUAAUUAUGAGAAUUAACACACAAAAAAAACUAAACCAUCAAUGCAGUAAUGCACAUUUUUAGCAUACCUCUACAACACAUCUGAUUGUAGCUUUACCUGCACUCAUUUGUAUGUUCUUUCUUUUUUUCUCAGCACUGUUACAAAGAGAGCAGCAUCUUUAAAAAAAAAAAAAAAAAAAAAGUUACGCUGCCUUUCGCCUCAGCAAAAUGUUGUUUCUUUACUCAUGUUGCGUUUCUGUCCUCAAACAGCAGAGGAGACGGUUUCUGAGGAGCUUUCUGGGAAAAUCAUGUAAAAAUAAGAGGUUUUUAUGACUUUAUGCAGAGUAUGCCCUCACGUAUAAAUGUAAAUUACAAAAGAAAGUACUUGUAAAAAUCGCUGGGGGCCUAAAAACCUAAAAAGAGCUUUCCCACAUUAGCUUUGAACCGUAGUUUUGGUGCGACAAAACUAAAAGAAAAAACUGUUCUUUUAAAGAAUUUUUACUGCUCAAAGUGCAGAAAUAUUCCUCUAUCUUAUAAUACCCCAGACAAGUCUUAUCAAAGCUUUGUUUGCGUUAGAUUUGUCACUGAAUGUAUGUUUUGUGAGAAAGAAGCAGAGAUUUAAUGUGAAAGCAUGGUUACUUUGCCACUUGCAUUGUUACAUGUCGGCCCGUGGUAGUUGUGUAUUAAAGUGCUCAAAAACAGCUCUUUGUAACGUAGUCAGCAGCUGACACCUUCCUGCCAUUUCUGCUUAUAUCAUUUUUAUUAUGUUUUUACCUGGGCUUCCUGAUUUGCCUCGUCUGUACCUCGCCGAGCCCUUUUGAAGUGCCAACUUAAACCCUCUCAAAUGUAAGAAUACAUUUGUAUGUCUCACUUGUGUUCUAAAGAGGGAGUCUUUGUGAAGUACCCUCCCAAAACCCAGGACUGAAUCCGUCAUGAAUACAUUAAUGUCUUCCCACAGCUGAAAUCAUCAUUGACGUCAGUGUUAAAAAUAGUCGCUCAGUCAGUCAGGAGGAGCGCGGUCUCGCAAUGACAAAGCCAGAGAUUUUUACCCAAUCAGAAGGUGUGAGCGACGCUCUCCGAGGUGUUUGUGUGAUGGUCGACGGCCCAGGAACACCUCUCCCAAAUUAGGAUAAAAAUAGACUCAAGUGUUCAUUUUCUCUUGCAGUUGAGUUUGAUCCUAUCUUCCAUGAUUUCUUUUUUUCUUGAACUGAACCUUACUUCCUUCCGUGUGUUUGGUGGUAUUUAUUCCUAGGUAGCUUAUAAAAACUCACGAAUAACGUCCCCACGCUCUGUCCAGACACCCCUCUUCCUUUCUUUUUUAUUUUUUUUAACACUGAUUGUUUGUGAACCUUCACAGACAUUGUAAAACUAAGAAUUCUGCAGCAGAAUAUUUUUGAACACAGUUUGCUGUACAGUAUUUGUAAACUCUAUUUUUGUAUAUUGCUAUUUUGAAGAAAAUAAUAUGCAUUUUCUUUUCUUGUUUUUUGCUAAUUUUGUGUUUCUUCAUUUAAAAAGAAAAUGUUGCAUGUGACUGACUUGAACUGUAAAUAAAAAAAAAA